Molecule: messenger RNA, 1653 nt
Organism: Spodoptera litura
Lineage: Eukaryota; Metazoa; Arthropoda; Insecta; Lepidoptera; Noctuidae
Biological process (GO): DNA integration
Molecular function (GO): nucleic acid binding
Source: RefSeq, a predicted model, not a curated record
AUGUUGGCUUUUGAAUUGAGAAAAUACGCACUCUGGUGGCACGGUCCGGAACAUCUGAAACAAGAAAAAAUACAUAUGGAAACAUUAAUUGACGAAGAAACAGACUUAGAAAGUAAAAAAACUAUUAAUACUUACCUUACAAGAGAAAGCGAAGAAAAUUCCGUGUACCAAAAAAUGGAAUGUUUCAAAAACUUACCUGAAUUACUGGAAACUAUCACGUACGCUAAAAGAUUUCUGAACCUAAGACAAAAUCAAUCUGUAGAUAUACCGAUCACCACGGAAGAACUCGAAAACUCGCUACACACCUGCAUAAAAAUAGUACAAGAUGUUAAAUUCCACGAAGACAUCAGAGACUUGAAAGAGAAGAACAAAGUAAGAAAUACAAGUCGUUUGAAGACCCUAAACCCUUACCUGGAUACUAAAAUGAUACUCAGGGUGGGCGGUCGAUUACAAAACGCCAACUAUUUAGAUCUCGACCGUCUGCAUCCUAUAGUCUUAGAUGACAAAAAUCCACUUACCUUCUUGCUAGUAGCUGAUGCUCACAAAAAGACGCUGCACGGAGGAGUACAUUUAAUGCUAAAUUACCUGAGGUCAAGAUACUGGAUUCUGAAAGUGAAGGGUUUAGUAAAGACAUACAUUCAUAAAUGCUUUGUCUGUGCCAAACUGAAUGCAAGAUCUCGGACACAACAAAUGGGCGAGUUACCCAAGGUGCGAGUGACCCCAGCACGGCCAUUUCUCCACAGUGGUGUUGAUUUUGCCGGGCCUUAUGAUGUUCUUAUGUCCAAAGGCAGAGGUGCAAAAACCAAGAAGUCCUACAUCUCCAUCUUCAUAUGCAUGUCGACAAGGGCAGUUCAUUUAGAGCUGGUAGGAGAUCUGUCUUCGGAAGCCUUCAUCGCAGCCUAUCGGCGCUUUGUAUCACGUCGCGGAAGAUGUAGUGAUUUAUGGAGUGACCAGGGAAGAAAUUUCGUAGGAGCGAAUAAAUUACUUGCUGAGGCUUUCAAGGAGGCAAACUUUGAAUUUGGAGAUCAGAUAUCCAGUCUGCUAGCCGCUGUCGGCACUCAGUGGCAUUUCAUACCUGCCUAUAGCCCAAAUUUUGGAGGCCUGUGGGAGGCGGGUGUGAAAUCCAUGAAAUUCCACCUCAAACGCAUAAUGAAUAAGAGUUUGACAUUCGAAGAGAUGACUACCGUUUUAUGUCAAGUGGAAGCAUGCCUUAAUUCCCGUCCUCUUUGCCCAAUUAUUGAGUCAGAUUUGAACAACUUGGAUGUACUUACACCUGGCCAUUUCCUCAUUGGAGAAUCUCCAAUUACUAUACCCUCACCGAGCCUAAAGGAUGUCUCCCAAUCAAGUUUAUCACGGUGGCAACAUUGUCAACGGAUAUUGUCGAACUUUUGGGAUCGCUGGCAGAGCGAGUACCUCUCCAGGCUUCAGCAAAGACCAAAGUGGCAAAAAAUACAAGAAGAAUUUGACAGAGGUCAGAUUGUUCUUAUCAAAACAGAAGGAUUACCACCUGGCAAGUGGCCGUUAGGACGGAUUGUGGACAAACACCCAGGACCGGAUGGAAUCACUAGGGUCUAUAGCGUUAAAACUGGUACGAAUACUGUAAGAAGAUCAAUUUCCAAACUAUGUUUUCUACCAAUCGAUAGUAGUAAUUAA